AUGUCUGAAGCCAUGGCGCAGAUGCCUCCUGCUCUUUACGGCCCGACGGAGAAGGAGAGGAAGUAUGAUCGCCAGCUGAGGCUUUGGGCCGCCUCUGGUCAAUCGGCUCUUGAGUCGGCCAACAUACUCCUCGUCAACACGGGUUGCGGUACGGUCGGUGUUGAGGCACUGAAGAAUCUCGUCUUACCAGGAAUUGGCAGUUUCACCAUUGCCGACGAGUCUUCCGACAAUUCCACCUUUGAGCAGCUCCUGCAGACAUCAGAGCUCUUCUCUUUGAUUCUGGUGACGAUGCCGAUAGAUGCGUCUCGCUUCCAGCUCCUCGAGAGUUAUGCGUCCAAGCACAACGUCCCCCUUGUUGUCGUCCACUCGUCGGGAUUCUACUCUUACUUCAGACUCGUCCUGCCUAGCGCAUUCCCAAUUGUUGACACGCACCCGGACGAAACAGCCACUGCAGACCUGAGGCUACUUUCUCCAUGGCCCGAGCUGACAAAGUUUGCUAAGGACAUGGCGAAGGAUAUUGACAGCCUGGACGACCAUGAGCACGGCCAUCUGCCGCUCGUUGUCAUCCUCCUGCACUAUCUCGAAUGGUGGAAGGAUAGCCACGAUGGCGCGUACCCAGUGGCUUACCACGAUAAGACUGCAUUCAGAGACAUCGUGUCCAAAAGCAUGAGGCGUGACAACCCCGAGGGCGGCGAGGAGAAUUUUGAAGAGGCAGUGGCUGCCGUCAUGAAGCAUGUUGUGGAACCUUUGGUUCCCAGCACUCUCAAGCAACUAUUUGAUUAUCAAGAUCAAGACACGGAGUCUACCAAGUCGAGUUUCUGGAUCAUUACGGGGGCCGUCAAGAAAUUCUACGAGGCCCAUGGAGUGCUACCUCUCCCUGGUAGCCUUCCAGAUAUGAAGGCUCAGUCGCACGUCUACAUACAGUUACAGAACAUAUACAAGAACAAGGCUCGUCAAGAUGCUAGCGAAGUUCUAAGCACAGUCCGCAACACUCCGGGAGGCGCCGAUGUUGACCCCCAGGAGGUCGAGCUGUUCUGCACUAACGCCCGCUUCAUCAAGCUGAUCAACAGUCCCAAUGACAAAGCUAGGACUUUGGCGCAGAUCACGGAGCAAGAGCUGGGAAACGAUGAGAUUGCUUCUAUUUCUGGCCCCGAAAUGCCCCUCUCCCUAGUCCCCAUAUAUCUCGCCCUGUCGGCGACGGCGCACGCCGAUGAAGCUCCUACUGCCGAGGCCAUCAUGGUAUCCAUCACGCAGCGUGUCCCCGAGGCUGCCAACAAGGAGCGCAUAGUCAAGGCCGCCCAGGAAGUCUCCAGAACCUUUGGAAAUGAACUGCACAAUGUGUCAGCUGCGAUAGGUGGCAUGGUCGCCCAGGAAAUGAUCAAGAUCAUUACCAAGCAGUACAUUCCCAUAGACAACACGUGCAUCUACGACGGUAUCGUCAGCCGCUGCCAGGUCCUCAGGCUAUAA
Molecule: messenger RNA, 1467 nt
Organism: Geosmithia morbida
Lineage: Eukaryota; Fungi; Ascomycota; Sordariomycetes; Hypocreales; Bionectriaceae
Product: amyloid beta precursor protein binding protein 1
Exons: 4
Coding region: 1-1467 (488 amino acids)
Biological process (GO): protein neddylation
Cellular component (GO): cytoplasm
Molecular function (GO): NEDD8 activating enzyme activity
Source: RefSeq, a predicted model, not a curated record